UGGACAGAAUGUUCGCUUCGACGUCAAAAAGAAAUGCGGGCGUCUUACAAUAUCUCGUUACUUAUAGCAAAAUCCGGAAAACCGCAUACUAUCGGAGAGAAGUUAAUUUCGCCAGCCGUUGAAGAGGUUUUAAAAACUGUUUUACACAAACCUGCAUCUGAUAUCAUUAAUUCCCUUAAGCAAAAAUACUGUUGAAAGACGUAUUGAUGAAAUAAGUUCUGAUAUUGAAAGCUUCUUAUGUAAUUACGGACGAGUCAACUUUACCUGAUAAUGCAGCAUUAUUAUUGGCAUAUGUUCGUUUUAUUAUAAAUCAAGAAAUCUACGAAGAACUGCUCUUCGCAAGAACUUUGAUAACCGACACUAAAGGUGAAUCAAUAUUUCAUGUCUUGAAGGAUUACUUAGAAAAAGCAAUUCCUUUAUCAAAUAUAAUAUCAGUAGCUACAGAUGGAGCACCUGCCAUGGUUGGACACCGCACGAUCAAAUACAGGUCCGCACUGA
Acanthoscelides obtectus is the source of this 498-nucleotide messenger RNA. Lineage: Eukaryota; Metazoa; Arthropoda; Insecta; Coleoptera; Chrysomelidae. The record is from the annotation of a GenBank genome assembly.